CAUACGUCACUCGAAAUGACGAAGUUAUGGAACCGGAAGUGCUGUGACGUGUGUAUCCCAGCGCGGGAAGCGGCGGCAGCAGCAGCGGCAGAGCUCUCCGGCACCAUGAAGACUGUCAGCAGAGUUUACAGGUGGCGCGGAGACCCCGUGGGUGUGGACAGGCGGCUGAAGACCAAGCAGUACCACUCCUUGUCCAUCAGUGCAGGACAGCAGGUCACUGUCGUGAGCGUUGGACACCACGUCCUCAUCGAGGGUGAAAACCAGAACGAACCGUAUGUGGCCAAAGUCCUCUGCCUGUACGAGAGUGGGGGCCAGAUGAAGGUGCAGGUGGACUGGUUGGUCCGGCUGUGUGAAUUGCCUCGCAGCAAGGCGUCCCUGCUGGGGAGACCCCCCCACCCCCAGGAGGUCUUCUUCUACGAUGGUCCCAGCUGUGACCCCGAGGUCAGCGUGGAGUCCAUCCUCCGCCCCGUCCAGGUGCAGCAGCUGGAACCGGACUCCCCUUUCCCGGACCCCACCCUCAGAAACCGGGACACCCUGUAUGUGAAGCUCUGCUGGAACUCCAAGACCUUCAGAGCUCCGGAGGCCGCCCCCCAGGCCACGCCGCGGCGGGGCCCCGAGGUGGGGGCUCUCCGCAGCUCCACCCGCAAGACCCCCUCCCUGAGUGACAGGAGGAGGGGGGCAGUGGCCAGGAACCCUGCCGUCUGCAAGAGGCUGCAGCUCUGUGAUUCAGAGAGGGCGGAGCCUGAGGACGACGUCCUGUCCCGCCUCCUGGACGAAGACCUGCGGGUCUCGGCCUCACCCAGCAGGCUGCGUGGGGGGGCCACCGCCCAGCUGAAGUCCCCCAGGCUGGCCCUGGACAAGCUGCACCUGAGUGAGGACAGGACGGAGCCCGCCGCCGACCAGCGGCCCCCCAGGAGGAAGGCCACCCUUCACACGGCCAGUCGGAUCAGGAAGCAGAUGACUCUGCUGGACGACCAGGACGCCACCUCGGACGAAGACGAGGAGUUUGUUCUGUCCAAACAGGAGGAGGACGACGAUGAGGAAGAGGAGGAAGAGGAGGAGGAGGAGGAGGAGGAGGAGCUUCCGGUGAAGAGGAGUCGACGGGCUUCAGCAACCCCUCGCUCAAAGAUGACGCCAAAGAGGAAGAAAGCGGCACCGCGCACGCCCCGCCACACCACCACUCCCAGCAUCCCCAGCAGGGCGCAGCCCGCCCCCCGCCCCGCCAGCGUCCUGGAGGAGGCGCGCCUCAGGCUUCACGUGUCGUCGGUUCCGGAGUCGCUGCCCUGCAGAGAGUCUGAGUUCCACCAGGUCUACGACUUCCUGCACAGCAAGAUCCUGGACGGCACUGGAGGGUGCAUGUACAUCUCGGGCGUGCCGGGCACGGGGAAGACGGCCACGGUGCAGGAGGUGGUGCGGCGCCUGCAGCACGCCGCCGAGGAGGAGCAGGAGAUCCCCCCGUUCAACCUCAUCCACAUCAACGGCAUGAAGAUGACGGACCCCCACCAGGCCUACGUGCACAUCCUGCAGGAGCUGACGGGUCAGAAGGCCACCUGCGACCACGCCGCCGCCCUGCUGGAGAAGAUCUUCAGUCGUCCGUCUCCAAGGAAACUGAGCACAGUGCUCCUGGUGGACGAGCUGGACCUGCUCUGGACCAGAAAGCAGAACGUCAUGUACAACCUGUUCGAUUGGCCAACCAGAAGCCACGCCCACCUGGUGGUGGUCGCCAUCGCCAACACCAUGGACCUGCCCGAGAGGGUUCUGAUCAACAGGGUGGCCAGCCGGCUGGGUCUGACCCGGAUGUCCUUCCAGCCGUACUCCUUCAGGCAGCUGCAGCAGAUCGUCACGUCUCGGUUGAACCGGCUGAAGGCGUUUGAGGACGACGCCCUGCAGCUGGUGUCCAGGAAGGUGGCGGCCCUGUCGGGGGACGCACGCCGCUGUCUGGACAUCUGCCGCAGAGCCACGGAGAUCUGCGAGCAGGCGUCCGGCGGCCUGGUGGGAACCGGUCACGUGAUGGAGGCCAUGAACGAGAUGUUCUCCUCCCCGUACAUCACCACCAUCAGCUGUGCGGCGCUGCAGGAGCAGCUCUUCCUCCGCGCCGUGGUGGCCGAGUUCCGCCGGCUGGGUUUGGAGGAGGCCACGUUCCAGCAGGUGCUGGUGCAGCACCAGGCCCUGAGCCUGGUGGAGGGGCUGCAGCCGGCCCCGGUGUCGGAGGUCCAGGCUGUGUGCCAGCGGCUGGGGGCCUGCCGCCUGCUGCUGCUGGAGUCCAGCCGGCUGGGCCUGCUGCAGCGCGUCCGCCUCAACGUCAGCCAGGACGACGUGCUCUACGCCCUCAACGCCGGCUGACAGGCACUGCCUCUGCUCUGGAAGCCUAGUUUUAACCGACCUUUCAAUA
Molecule: messenger RNA, 2392 nt
Organism: Salarias fasciatus (jewelled blenny)
Lineage: Eukaryota; Metazoa; Chordata; Actinopteri; Blenniiformes; Blenniidae
Gene: orc1
Product: origin recognition complex, subunit 1
Exons: 17
Coding region: 16-2343 (775 amino acids)
Biological process (GO): mitotic DNA replication checkpoint signaling; DNA replication initiation
Cellular component (GO): nuclear origin of replication recognition complex
Molecular function (GO): chromatin binding; ATP hydrolysis activity; ATP binding
Source: RefSeq, a predicted model, not a curated record